GGCAGCAUAGCGAUAACUAAGUGUGUAACUAUCGAACUACUUUCUCUAAAAAUAGUAAAACAUUCAAAUAUAUGGACAUUUUAUGCCUUGAACGUUAAUCAUAAUCAUGACACUGGGUGAGGUACGAGUCGAGAACAAAAUCCAACCUACUGAAAACUGCGCGCAAACCAUGAAUAUAAAUAAUGGCAUGACCUCAGACAAAUCUAAUGGAAAUAAAAAACAGAAUGAUGCAACAAUAUCAUUCUUACGUGCUGCUCGCAGCGGGGACAUUAAGAAAGUUAUUGAUUACCUAGAAAGUGGUGAAAUAUCGGACAUAAACAGUUGCAAUGCGAACGGUUUAAAUGCACUUCACUUAGCUGCAAAGGACGGAUAUGUGGAUAUAUGCUGUGAGUUGCUGAGGAGAGGCAUAGCGGUUGAUAAUGCUACUAAAAAGGGAAACACAGCGUUGCACAUUGCAUCUUUGGCAGGCCAGCAAGAGGUCAUCAAUCAGCUUAUUAUAUCCAAUGCCAAUGUGAACGUUCAGUCUCUUAAUGGAUUCACACCUCUCUACAUGGCAGCCCAAGAAAACCACGAUAACUGUUGUCGAAUCUUACUGGCAAAUGGAGCGAACCCGUCAUUAUCUACAGAAGAUGGCUUUACACCACUUGCGGUAGCGAUGCAGCAGGGGCACGAAAAAAUAGUAGCUGUCUUGCUUGAAACUGAUGUUCGCGGUAAGGUUCGCCUCCCAGCACUUCACAUUGCUGCCAAAAAGAACGACGUAAACGCAGCCAAGCUUUUACUUCAGCACGAUCAUAAUGCCGACAUUGUUUCCAAAUCUGGUUUCACUCCGUUGCAUAUAGCAGCUCAUUAUGGAAAUGUUGACAUCGCCACCUUGCUUUUGAAUAACGAUGCAGAUGUUAACUAUGUGGCCAAACAUAAUAUAUCCCCUCUACACGUGGCAUGUAAAUGGGGAAAGAUAUCAGUAUGUAGCUUGUUAAUAUCUCGAGGAGCAAAGAUAGAUGCCGCAACUCGUGAUGGCCUGACUCCACUUCACUGCGCCUCACGCUCAGGUCAUGUUGAGGUCAUUGAGCACUUGCUGCGUGAAAAGGCUCCCAUACUGACAAAAACUAAGAAUGGCCUGUCCGCGUUGCAUAUGUCUGCUCAGGGAGAGCACGAUGAGGCAGCGCGAUUAUUACUGAACAACAAGGCUCCUGUAGACGAAGUUACCAUCGAUUAUUUAACAGCACUUCAUGUGGCUGCUCACUGCGGUCAUGUAAAAGUAGCGAAACUGUUGCUCGAUUACAAUGCAAAUCCAAAUGCUCGUGCACUUAACGGUUUCACCCCUCUUCAUAUCGCUUGCAAAAAAAACCGCAUUAAGGUAGUUGAACUACUUAUUAAAUACGGAGCUAGCAUUGGCGCAACCACAGAAUCUGGCCUGACACCCUUACAUGUUGCUAGUUUUAUGGGAUGUUUGAAUAUUGUAAUAUAUUUACUACAACAUGAGGCUAAACCAGAUAUACCAACAAUACGAGGAGAAACACCACUUCAUUUGGCCGCUCGUGCUAAUCAGACGGAUAUAAUUCGAAUUUUGCUCCGCAGUGCUAAAGUGGAUGCUAUUGCCCGUGAAGGCCAAACGCCAUUACAUGUAGCUUCUCGAUUAGGAAAUAUUAAUAUAAUUAUGUUAUUACUGCAGCACGGAGCAGAUAUUAAUGCUACAACAAACGACAUGUAUUCGGCCUUGCACAUUGCUGCAAAAGAAGGGCAAGAAGAUGUAGUUCAAGUGAUGUUGGAUAACGGUGCGCAACUAGACGCUAUAACCAAAAAGGGAUUAACUCCAUUGCAUUUGGCUAGCAAAUACGGAAAGGCGAAAAUAGUAACAUUACUAAUAGAAAGAGGAGCUUUUGUUAAUUUUCAGGGGAAAAAUGAUGUGACCCCCUUACACGUGGCAACGCACUAUGAUCAUCAACUUGUGGUAGAUAUACUACUGAAAAACGGCGCUUUACCAAAGUUAUGUGCGCGAAACGGUCAAAGUGCCCUUCACAUAGCUGCGAAGAAGAAUAAUCUGGAAAUCGCAUUGCAGUUGUUACAACAUGGUGCAGACGUUGGGGUUAUAAGCAAGAGCGGCUUUUCUCCUUUGCAUUUGGCGGCUCAAGAAGGACACGUUGAUAUGGUACAACUACUCCUAGAAUAUGGGGCUACAAGUACCGCUGCCAAAAACGGCCUGACACCAUUACAUUUGGCUGCACAUGGGGGCCAUGUUCAUAUAUCCCGCAUUUUGCUGGAACACGGCGCUGAAAUAUCAGAACGCACUAAAAAUGGUUAUUCUCCACUUCACAUUGCUGCGCAUAACGGUCACCUUGACCUUGUAAAAUUUUUGCUGGAAAACGAUGCUGACAUUGAAAUGUCUACCAAUAUCGGUUACACACCACUUCAUCAAGCUGCUCAGCAAGGCCACAUUAUGAUUAUUAAUCUCCUAUUACGCCACAAAGCGAAUCCAAAUGCUUUAACAAAUAACGGUAAUACAGCUCUACACAUUGCAAGUAACCUAGGAUAUAUAACGGUUAUGGAAACCCUUAAAACUGUCACUUUAACAUCCACUGUUAAUAUCAAUACGGGUGUGAUUCAAGAAAAAUGCAAGGUAGUGUCUCCAGAGGUUAUGCAUGAAACUUUGCUUUCUGAUUCCGAAGACGAAGCUGGUGAUGAUUUGUUGGACCAUAAUCAUUAUAAAUACAUGGCAACUGAUGAUUUAAAAGCCAAUUACAGUCAGGAUCACCAAAACUUCGAUACUACAAAUCCUGAACAUGACCACACUGAUGUGUCCGUUCCGCUAAUCGUCGAAAAAGAAAUACUACACAACGACAUCAAAUGUACGAGAACAUCUGAAAUGGAACUAAAACCCGAUAAUGUCCCCAUUGUCCGACCCCAGGUGCAACUAGGGUUCCUCGUAUCAUUUUUGGUAGACGCACGCGGUGGAUCAAUGCGCGGGUAUCGGCACAGUGGUGUGAGAAUUAUAGUUCCCCCAAAGGCCUGUGCUGAACCCACACGUUUAACAUGUCGUUAUGUUAAACCGCAAAGGGUAGUCAACCCUCCUCCUUUAAUGGAGGGGGAAGCACUUGUGAGUCGUAUCUUGGAAAUGUCACCUGUUGAUGGAAUGUUUUUAAGCCCAAUCACCUUAGAAGUUCCUCACUUUGGCACCCUAAGAGAAAACGAGCGCGAAAUUAUUAUACUGCGUUCCGACAACGGAGAAAGUUGGCGCGAGCAUAACCUAUAUGAAAGUGAAGAUCUUAUAAACGAUUUUCAUAAGGACAAACACAUUGGCGGCUUUAAUCGAAUCGAAGAAGAAUUACAUACAGAUCGUAUUGUUCGAAUAGUUACGCAAAACGUACCGCAUUUUUUUGCCGUUGUUUCGCGUGUUCGUCAAGAAGUGCACGCUAUCGGACCUGAUGGUGGCACCGUUUUCUCUACAGCAGUACCGCAGGUUCAAGCUAUAUUUCCACCUCAUGCCUUGACCAAGAAAAUUCGAGUCGGCCUUCAGGCACAGCCAGUAGACCUGGUUGGAUGUUCUAAACUGCUUGGCCAAGGCGUUGCUGUCUCACCAAUAGUCACUGUGGAACCACGCCGAAGAAAAUUUCAUAAAGCAAUUACACUUAGUAUUCCUGCUCCAAAAGCUUGUACCAAAAGUAUGGUUAAUGCAUGCUAUAGUAAUGGAAAUUCGAAUUCACCUACUCUUAGACUAUUGUGUUCCAUUACCGGUGGUCAGACGCGUGCAACAUGGGAGGAUGUUACUGGAUCAACACCGCUUUCUUUUGUUAAAGAUAGUAUAACAUUUACAACUACUGUUUCAGCCCGUUUUUGGCUGAUGGAUUGUCGCAAUGUUGUAGACGCCGGACGAAUGGCAACAGAACUUUACAGUCAUUUGACCAAAGUUCCUUUUCUUGUUAAGUUUGUAGUCUAUGCUAAACGUCUCUCUAAAACAGAAGCAAAAUUUUCAGUGUUUUGCAUGACUGAUGAUAAAGAGGACAAGACGCUUGAACAACAAGAAUACUUUACAGAGGUUGCAAAAAGUAGGGAUAUUGAAGUUUUGCAGGAUCAAACUAUAUAUCUAGAAUUUGCUGGUAACAUCGUCCCUGUUUUAAAAACAGGCGAGCAACUUAGUACCAAGUUUCAAGCAUUUUGCGAAAAUCGUCUUUCAUUUAUUGCUCAUAUUAAAGAUCCAGAAUUUCCACAAGGUCGUAUCUGUUUUAUGACCAACCCGAAGGUUGGACCUGAUGAAUUGCCACAGAAUCCGCUUUGUACCUUGAAUGUGUCAGUAGAUAUGAAAACUAUGACAAACUAUCUGGAGAACUAUAAGUUCCACAACAUAAAUGACAGUGUUAGUAUGCGUGGUAAAAAAAAUUAUAAUGAUAUGAUUAGUUCAGAAAUAAAAGCAGAUACAGCGCCUACUGAACAAAAUAUAAAAGAAACUGAUAUUACCGGAGUGUAUAAGAAGUCCAGCGACACUGAUAUGAUUCAAAGGGCGGAUAUAACAUUAAUUGAUGUAUGUAGCCAUAUAGGUAGUGACUGGCCUCAGCUAGCCAAAGAAUUGGGUGUUCCCGAGACCGACAUCGAGCUUGUCAAAGCAGAGUACAAUAAUGACGACUGCAUGCAGCAGAGCAUGGUAAUCUUGCAAUUAUGGCUAGAACAUGGCGGCAUUUCCACAGGAAAUGUAUUAGCUGAAGCUCUUGACAAAAUUGGCCGUUCCGACAUAGUGGAAAAUUGUAUACAUAAUGUAGAGUUAGUCACAGAUAAAUUGGAACAGGAUCUGGCCACUACCCGAAUUGAAAACCCUGUGGAUUGUAAAGAGUCAACCACGAAGACUUCAGAACCUAAAAUAGAUUCCUUUCAAAAGGAAGAAGACAUAUUUUUUUGAAUACAUAGAUAAUUUUAGCACUGAACACUAGGGGUCACGUAAAAAUGUAAGCUUGCGUAAUCCAGAAUUAGAUAUUCACCGUCAAAGUCUAAAGCCAGAAAAUUAUAUCUCAACAAAUUAUGAUUGUUUAUGUCAAAAAUCGGCGGUAAACAUCGUUCGAAAUAAUUGCCCAUAUAAUCAAUUUAUUGCAAUUAUUCUUUAUAAAAAGUGUUUAUUUUUUUAAAAAUGAUUUUCAUCAUUGCUUUUCUUAUAUGGAUAAUGUGUGUUUUAAUCAAUGGUCACUUUCCAAUUUUUAAUGAAUAUAAAUUAACAGCGUUUGUAUUUUGUUUAGUGCAAAAUUAAAUUACUAAUAUAUUAAAUUGGUUAACCAAUAAUAAUUUACAA
Messenger RNA from Drosophila subpulchrella, 5272 nucleotides. Its product is annotated as ankyrin-3. Gene Ontology annotation, molecular function: protein binding. Bases 107 to 4888 code for a protein of 1593 amino acids. The transcript has 12 exons. NCBI's taxonomy places the organism in Eukaryota, Metazoa, Arthropoda, Insecta, Diptera, Drosophilidae. Gene Ontology annotation, biological process: signal transduction. The record is from RefSeq and is a predicted model, not a curated record.